CUGAUUGUACUUGUAACUACCCUGUGAACCUUCAGAAUGGCGUCUUGUUUGACAGCAAUAAAGGUCAGCUGACUUAUACAACCAAUCAGAUGACAGGUUACAACUACUCGGCUUACAUUUCCGGGGGUUCAGUAUGGACCUGUUUCUUAAUAGAAGGAGACUACAUCGUGUCAAAGGCCAACAAUCCUUUAACUAUACUUAUGUCAAACUUUGAUGCUUACCUUUGUCAGUUGAUGACGAAAAUUACACCUUUUUCCUACUAUUAUUACAUUGAAGGAGACAACCAAGCAGAUUCGAACAACGAAAGAAUGAAUGUUUUCAUCUCCGGAUCAUCUGUAACAUUAGCUCAAACAUGUGCUAGGUCAGCUUCAAUUCCAACAGAAGAAUUCCAUGUUCUCGUAAAGUCAACAAAUAUGGCAGACGUCAAACAAUGGUUACCACCACCGUUGCUAGGCACAUUUGAGUACACAAAAGUCACGUCUGCUGGUGUUUCUUCCUGUGGUACAGGAUCUAUCUGGGACGUCUGCAAUAACCGAACGACUUUGACGUUCAACUUGGCAAAGUGCAAUUCAGUAGUUGCAUAUUCUCGUGAGUUUUACAUGCAUAUAUAAGUUUUUGAUGCACCUCAAAAUCUUAGA
Molecule: messenger RNA, 638 nt
Organism: Saccostrea cuccullata (small rock oyster)
Lineage: Eukaryota; Metazoa; Mollusca; Bivalvia; Ostreida; Ostreidae
Exons: 5
Source: RefSeq, a predicted model, not a curated record